Salvia hispanica is the source of this 2223-nucleotide messenger RNA. RefSeq names its product SKP1 interacting partner 6 (gene SKIP6). The record is from RefSeq and is a predicted model, not a curated record. Gene Ontology annotation, molecular function: protein binding. Lineage: Eukaryota; Viridiplantae; Streptophyta; Magnoliopsida; Lamiales; Lamiaceae.
UCAAAGUAUGGCGGAGCAAACCACCGCCGCUGCUGGGGCCGGCUCCUCAGUUUCAGCUUCACCGCCGCUGAUUCAGAACUUCCCGGACGAUAUCUCAAUCCAGAUCCUUGCCAGAGUGCCACGCUUCCGCCACCCCUUCCUCUCUCUAGUCUCAAAAUCGUGGCGCGCCGCUGUCAAUUCGCCGGAACUCUUCCACACACGAUCUCUCCUCCGUACAUCCCAAUCCUCUCUUUACCUCAAUCUCCGGAUCAAUUCUUCGUUUAACUGGUAUUCCGAGCGAAACCCCCAAAAUUCGAAACGCAGUUUCACUCCCAUCCCCUCAAUCCCUCAGCACCCCGUUGGAUCAUCAGUUUUAGCCCUAGGCCCCAAAAUUUACGUAAUCGGCGGCUCUCUUAGCGAUAUUCCUUCGAACAAUGUCUGGAUCUUCGAUUGUCGGUCGAAUAAUUGGGAAUUAGGGCCUAGAAUGAGGGUUUCUCGGGAAUUUUCCGCGUCGGGGGAAUUGGACGGGAAGAUAUAUGUAAUGGGCGGGUGUAAUGUCGAUAACUGGUCUCGAUCGAUCAAUUGGGCGGAGGUUUUUGAUCCGGCGACGGGGCUGUGGGCUGCGAUUCCGAGUGAGAUUGAGCUGAGGGAUAAGUGGAUGCACGCGAGCGCGGUGAUUGGGACUAGGUUAUAUGCAAUGGCGGAUAGAGGUGGUGUGGUGCUCGACAUCGGGCGGGGCGGGUGGGGGAGUGUGCCUAAGAGGCUGGAUUUGGGGUGGAGGGGCCGGGCCGCGGUGGUGGACAAUGUGCUGUAUUGUUACGAUUAUUUGGGGAAGAUUCGCGGGUAUGAUGUGGAGGAGGAUGUGUGGAAGGAGCUGAGAGGGGUGGAGAAAGGGCUGCCGAAGUUCUUGUGCAGCUCGACAAUGGUGAAUUUGGAUGGGAAGCUGUGUGUUGUGUGGGAAGGGAAAGGGAAAGGGAAUGGGAAGGAGGUGGAUAUAAUGUGUGCGGAGAUUGAGGUGAGGAGGGAUGGAGACGGAGGGCUGAGUGGCGUGAUAUUGAGGUCGGAUGUGAUUCUCGCCGUGCCUAAAGGGGCUACCAUCUCUCAUUGCUUGGCUGUUGAGUUUUGACGGGUAUGGGGUGGAGGGGUUGGUAUGUGGUGGUGGACAGUGUGCUGUAUUAAUACGAUUAUAUGGGUAAGAUUCGCGGGUGUGAUGUGGAGCAGGAUGUGUUGAAGGAGCUGAGAGGGGUGGAGAAAGGGCUGCGUAAGUUCUUGAGCAGCUCGACAGUGGUGAAUUUGGAUGGGAAGCUGUGUGGUGUGGGAAGGGAUGGAGAUGGAGGGCUGAGUGGCGUGAUAUUGAGGUUGGAUGUGAUUCUUGUCGUGCCUAAAGGAGCUACUAUCUCGCAUUGCUUGGCCGUUGAGUUUUGACGUCCAAGCAUUGCUCGGAUUUGAUGAUAAGGUUCGAGUCACCGUAAUCAGGAUGAACGAGGCAGCAUAUUUGAAGGUGGAACACAAAACGCAUUCAACGGAGGAAUAGUAAAAGAUCCUCUCAGCAAACCAUCUGCAAUCACUCUGUACGCUGCCUCUGUCCAAUGGAUACCGUCCCAACUAACAUGCAACGACGGAUCCUCGCUGGUGCUAGAUCCUUUGGAUCCGCACAUGGAUGUGGGAUCAAAGUUGUAUGGUCCUCCACUGCCACAACAUGCUAUAAGGGCUCCUUUUGUGAAUCCUGCGACAUCAUUAAUCAAUCACUACGUCCUUUAUUCUGCAUAUAUUCAUAUAUGAGUUGUCUCACGUCAAAAAUGUGAAGUAAAAAUAGAUCAACAAGAAUUCACCAUAUUUUUUCGGGAAUCAGAUUAAAACUGCAUUGAGGCAUUGUAAUAGUCCGCAUAGACUAUGUUGAUGCUUGGGUUCUGCUUCUGGAUGAAGUCAAGUUCUGUCUGAAGCAAUUUGUUAUGGUGGCGAACAAACCUGUUUAGCCGGUUGAGACCACCUGUUUUGGGGUUGUAGUAUGUUUGGUUCGAGGUUAUGAAGUAAGUAAGAUAAAGAGCCGAACAUCCCAUAGGAAAAUUCUCAGGAACCACAAGAGUCUUAGCUCCGAGCUUGAUCAUUUCCUACAUUACUUCAAAGAUCUACAAUUUAUCAAGAGAUUUUUCAUUCUAAGAGAUGAAAUCAUAUUUCUCAAGUUAAAUCUUACAUUGAUUGUUGAGAUAAUUGCUUUAAUAACUUUAGGAACGAUUGCUCGUA